Messenger RNA from Chaetura pelagica (chimney swift), 1727 nucleotides. It is a transcript of the gene YES1, whose product is annotated as YES proto-oncogene 1, Src family tyrosine kinase. Lineage: Eukaryota; Metazoa; Chordata; Aves; Apodiformes; Apodidae. Gene Ontology annotation, cellular component: extrinsic component of cytoplasmic side of plasma membrane. The record is from RefSeq and is a predicted model, not a curated record. The transcript has 11 exons. Gene Ontology annotation, biological process: innate immune response; cell differentiation; protein phosphorylation. Bases 6 to 1631 code for a protein of 541 amino acids. Gene Ontology annotation, molecular function: signaling receptor binding; non-membrane spanning protein tyrosine kinase activity; ATP binding.
CAACCAUGGGGUGCAUUAAAAGCAAAGAAGAUAAAGGUCCAGCCAUGAAAUACAGAACUGAUAAUACUCCAGAACCUCCUAUUUCUCAUGUGAGCCAUUAUGGAUCAGAUUCCAGCCAAGCAACACAGUCACCGUCAAUAAAGGGAUCAGCAGUUAAUUUUAAUAGUCAUUCCAUGACUCCUUUUGGAGGGCCUUCAGGAAUGACACCCUUUGGAGGAGCAUCAUCUUCGUUUUCAGCUGUGCCAAGUCCAUAUCCUAGUACUUUAACAGGUGGCGUUACUGUAUUUGUGGCCUUAUAUGAUUAUGAAGCUAGAACUACAGAUGACCUUUCAUUUAAAAAAGGUGAACGGUUCCAGAUAAUAAAUAACACGGAAGGAGACUGGUGGGAAGCACGAUCCAUUGCUACAGGAAAAACAGGCUACAUCCCAAGCAAUUAUGUAGCUCCUGCGGACUCCAUUCAAGCAGAAGAGUGGUAUUUUGGUAAGAUGGGCAGGAAGGAUGCAGAAAGGCUCCUUCUAAAUCCUGGGAACCAGCGUGGCAUUUUCUUAGUAAGAGAGAGUGAAACCACUAAAGGUGCUUACUCCCUUUCCAUACGUGACUGGGAUGAGGUCAGAGGUGAUAAUGUGAAACACUACAAAAUCAGAAAACUUGACAAUGGUGGAUACUAUAUCACAACCAGAGCACAAUUUGAAUCUCUACAGAAGUUGGUGAAACACUACAGAGAACAUGCCGACGGACUGUGUCAUAAGCUAACAACUGUGUGUCCCACUGUGAAACCACAAACACAGGGACUGGCAAAAGAUGCCUGGGAAAUUCCUAGAGAAUCUCUGAGGCUGGAAGUUAAGUUGGGCCAAGGAUGUUUUGGUGAAGUUUGGAUGGGAACAUGGAAUGGAACCACAAAAGUAGCGAUCAAGACACUAAAACCUGGUACAAUGAUGCCAGAAGCAUUCUUGCAGGAGGCUCAGAUCAUGAAGAAAUUACGCCACGACAAGCUUGUCCCGCUGUACGCGGUUGUUUCUGAGGAGCCCAUCUACAUCGUCACUGAAUUCAUGACAAAAGGCAGCUUGCUAGAUUUCCUUAAAGAAGGAGAAGGGAAAUACCUAAAACUCCCACAGCUGGUGGACAUGGCUGCUCAGAUUGCUGAUGGCAUGGCUUACAUUGAAAGAAUGAACUACAUCCACAGGGAUCUCCGGGCAGCUAACAUUCUUGUAGGAGACAAUCUUGUGUGCAAAAUAGCAGACUUUGGUUUAGCAAGGUUAAUAGAGGACAAUGAGUACACUGCAAGACAAGGGGCUAAGUUUCCAAUUAAAUGGACUGCUCCAGAAGCAGCGUUGUAUGGUCGGUUUACAAUCAAGUCGGAUGUGUGGUCAUUUGGAAUUUUACUGACAGAGCUGGUAACAAAGGGGAGAGUGCCAUAUCCAGGGAUGGUGAAUCGGGAAGUUCUGGAGCAAGUGGAGCGUGGAUAUAGGAUGCCUUGCCCACAAGGCUGCCCAGAGUCUCUCCAUGAGUUAAUGAAACUGUGUUGGAAGAAGGACCCUGACGAGAGACCAACAUUUGAAUAUAUACAGUCUUUCUUGGAGGACUACUUUACAGCUACAGAACCACAGUACCAGCCUGGAGACAAUUUAUAAGCCAACAGUCUAUAUAACAUGCACAAAUCUGCCAAAUGUAAAAGACUUGCAAAGAAUUCCUGAUGUCCAUAAGGAAUCAAAGGAAAGAAAAUCUUC